Messenger RNA from Aspergillus terreus NIH2624, 618 nucleotides. RefSeq lists its product as uncharacterized. The transcript is spliced from 2 exons. The record is from RefSeq and is a predicted model, not a curated record. Lineage: Eukaryota; Fungi; Ascomycota; Eurotiomycetes; Eurotiales; Aspergillaceae. Bases 1 to 618 code for a protein of 205 amino acids.
AUGCUCAUCUCCAUCACCGCUCUCGUCCAGUAUUUCGACUGCAUGGAAGCUGUCCAGCUGUAUGCUCAUUUCUGGAUCGACCGCCUGAUCUGGCCUAUUAUCUACAUUAGGAAUUUCCAUGAGUGGAUCUGGAUCGCGCGGAUCUAUCGACAUGACGCUCUUUUCGCAGAGGCCACGCGCAUCGCCAUCCGUGAAUCCACCGGUCCUCUCGAUUUGUGGGGGUUUGACGGAUCGAAGUCGUUAUCUGAUACCAUUGAGACUCUCCGACAGGAAGCCAUCGACGGGAUCGUUGCGAAGCUGUAUGACCGCAUCGAAGUCGUCAAGCAGGGCAAAUAUUGCUGCGGUAAAUGCGACGCCCUCAUUCUUGGAAGACUCAUCCCGCUGUUACAGGACCAUGGCCUUUACCCGCGACCGGUGCCGCCUUUUCAGGGGAUCAGUAUAGAUGUUCUCGUCCGUACGGUAGCAGGUCUGCAGGCCUGGUCGUUUGUUGGAGUCUUCCAUACGAUCAGGGGGUGCGAUAAUGUCACCGGUGCCGCGGUAGGAACUGAAAUGCAAGAGUUGGAGGAGCUGUGCGAGCAGGUUCAAGGGUUGAGUAUGGAGGAGUUUAAUAAUGCUUAA